AUGAUCUGCGGCUCCGACGGUGGUACAGCAGCGGCAAAUCAACAUGCGGCUGCCGCAACAACGGACAACGGAGUCGAGGUCGUAACGGCGGGCCCCACAACGGCAGCGGCAUCAACAGCAUCGUCGGCAGUAACAACAUCAACUGUCGUGGCCGCAACGACAUCAGCACACGAAACGGCAACGGGACAGACAAACGGUGGCGGCGGGGGUAGUGGUGGCGGAAAUGCAACGGUCAUAAGCGGUGGCGAGGUUUUGAAUGUAAGUGCCGCCGAAUUGGCCCAGAUGGUUAGUGGAGCCCAGGGUAAUGUACAAAUUACCACAACCCAGCCAUUGUCGAGGGCCACGCGACGCAUGUUGCGGGGCCAUGCCACCACAAAUGCGGCCGGGGAAAGGGUAUUGCUCAUCAAUUAUAUAUCACCGAAUGCGGCGGGUAACAACAACAACAAUGCCACUAGUCACUCUCAUGCCCAUGCCACUGCUGCCAGUAGUAGUAGUGGCGGUGGUGGGGGUCAUCAGCAGCAGCAACAUCACCACCAACAACAACAUCAUGGCCCGGCUGGUAUCAUUCAAAGCUCAUCAUCGAGUGGUGGCGGUCCAACCACCACCACAACACGUAGAGUCAUUCAAACUCGAUCCCAGCAUCAUGCUGGUGGCCAUGGCAAUGCCAACACCACCACCGUUCGCACAUCAACCGGCUCCACCCCCGUUUCAUUGGCUGGUCUAGGCUCUGAGCAACACCAACAACAACACAUUGCCACCACACAUCAUGCCACAACAAGGACAACAACAACCACAGCCACAUCAGUAUCACCACCUCCAUUGGUUUUUACCACAACCACCCAUCACAGUGCCGAAGAGCUGCAGCAUCAUGAGCUACACGAAACCCAAACCCAGGCCACAUCAGCGGACAUGGAUGAUGAAGAUCUCCUCGAAUAUAGUACCAGUAAUGUUGAUCAAGUUGUUGAAGCAGCCAUGUCCGUUGAAGAUGCCGAAGAUGUGGAAGAAGUUGUCGAAACGCAUCACAUCCAACAGCUGCAUACCGUGCAACUGCAGACCUCAGCUACGGGGGAGUGUCUCGACGACGAGGGUGAAGUGGAAGAGGUGUAUUUGCAAUAG
Messenger RNA from Musca domestica (house fly), 1116 nucleotides. RefSeq names its product midnolin homolog. The record is from RefSeq and is a predicted model, not a curated record. Lineage: Eukaryota; Metazoa; Arthropoda; Insecta; Diptera; Muscidae. Bases 1 to 1116 code for a protein of 371 amino acids. The transcript has 3 exons.